Messenger RNA from Siniperca chuatsi (mandarin fish), 1168 nucleotides. It is a transcript of the gene hspb9, whose product is annotated as heat shock protein, alpha-crystallin-related, 9. NCBI's taxonomy places the organism in Eukaryota, Metazoa, Chordata, Actinopteri, Centrarchiformes, Sinipercidae. The coding region runs from base 200 to 880 and encodes 226 amino acids. Gene Ontology annotation, molecular function: protein folding chaperone. The record is from RefSeq and is a predicted model, not a curated record. The transcript is spliced from 2 exons. Gene Ontology annotation, biological process: protein refolding; response to heat.
CGUCCUGUGUAAUAUCCCAAACUACCUGAUAGAACACUACCACGAAGAAGAAACUCUUCUUUCUCACUCUUCACUCUUCAAAGGAAUCAAGCCUGAGAGAGGGAAUCUGCAACCAAGAAACAAAGAGGCUACGAUACACAUCACUCACACGCCUUAUAAACAAAAUCAAGUUUUUGUCAAGGAACCCUCUGACGCUGACAUGAUGUCCCAGCAUGCAGCCUUGACCAGCUUGUUCGGCGAUGACCCUUUCUUCAGCCAGGAGCGGCUGCUCUGGCCACUGCGUCACGAGGCCCUCUCCUCACUGCAGCAAGACUUCUUCAACCAGAGAGCCAAGCUGGCCAACAGCCUCCUGAGGGACCUCCACGAUGGGCCCCACCUGCUCAAACUUCGCCAGUUGCCCCUAAUUUCCUCCACUUUGGCGAGGCUGAGUGAUGGUAAAGAGCAGCAAAGAGAGACUCCCAGCACAGAGCUGCACAAGGUAGCUCAGCAGGCCACAGAAAACAACGGCGACCUCCUGGUGACCCUAGAUGCUCGCGGUUACGCCCCCAAUGACAUCACUGUCAAACUGGAAGGGCGGAGCCUGGCCGUGGUGGCCAUGAAGCAGGCCGGAGCAGAAGAAAGCCAGUCCUGCUCCUCCACCUCCUCCUGCGCCUCCUCCUGCUCCUCGGCCUCCUCUCAGAUGGGAUUCGUCCAGAAGAUCGACCUGCCCGCUCACGUGGAUCUGUCCGGCCUCUCCUGUUCCCUGAUGGAUGAUGGACAGCUCCGCAUCCAUGCCCCUGUGGCCAAGCAGCCAAUCAGUGAGGAGCGCCAGGUGCCCAUUCGAUUCAGGACAUCACUGGAAUUUCCCGUUACCAAGACAGAGGAGGAACACACAGACUAAUCCACACAUGACACACACUCCACACAUACUGUCUGAAUGAAAACACAUUUUUUAAUAAAUAAUUAUAUGUUUUUAUGCCCACACACACACACACACAGACUUUCACAGUCACACAGUCUUUAAUGAGUAAAGUUUACCAUUACUAAAUGAAGAGAAUAUUUAUUUUAUAAUUAUUUGCAAUUUGUAUGAACUGUUGAAAUAAAGUGUUUGAUUUUCAGAAAAUUACAUUCUAUUCGUACAGUGAUGUCUGCAUGGUGCAGGGAUUUAUUAAAUAAACAGAUAACUACU